AAUGCUUCCUCGGGACUCUCAAAAGGUGCCAAACCACCACUCAAGGCAAAUCCCAAGAAAGCCCCUGUCAGCAUGUAUGGCGACCUUUCUUCGGCAUUCACUUCAAAGAAGCAUGCAGAGACUGCAGAGGAACUGGAUGCGAAUAUCUAUGAUUAUGAUGCAGUCUACGAUUCUUUGAAACCACAAAAGAAGAUCACCCAAGAAGACAAAGAGAGGAAGCCCAAGUAUAUGAGCAACCUGCUGGCUGCAGCGGCCGUACGAAAGCGUGAUGCCACUAUAGCCGAAGAGAAGAAGCUGGCAAGAGAAAGAGAAGCAGAAGGAGAUGAGUAUGCCGACAAGGAGAAGUUUGUCACGUCAGCAUACAAAAAGCAGCAAGAAGAGAAUCGUCGCCUAGAGGAAGAGGAGAAGAUCAGGGAAGAGGCAGAGGCAAAGAAAAACAAAGGAACUGGCAUGACUAGCUUCUACAAGAGUAUGCUCGAGAAAGGAGAACAGAAGCAUGCAGAAGUUGUCAGAGCCGCGGAAGACAGACUCCAACAGGGUCCAGUCGAGGAAGAGGAGCAAGAAAAAGAGAAGACGGAGGCUGAUCUGGCACGUGAGAUUAACGAAAAGACUGGAGCUGGCAUCGCUGUCAACGACGAAGGUCAAGUCGUGGACAAGCGGCAACUACUAAAAGGAGGUCUGAACAUCGUCCCAAAGCCUAAGAACUCGGUGGCUGCGAACGCGUCGCGUGGAGGUGCUUCGGUUGCAGACAGAAGCAGAGGUUCAGGCUUUGUUGGUGCAGGAGGUAGCAAGCAGGCAAUGAGAGAACGGCAAUCGAGAAUGAUGGAGGCACAAUUAGAACAAGCAACUAAGAGGGCGUUGGAGCAGGAGGAGGAAGAGAGAGAGAAGAUCGAGCGAGCCUCGAAGAGUAGAAAGACAGAAGGUGAUAUCAUGAGUGCCAAAGAGAGGUAUCUGGCUAGGAAGCGAGAAGCAGAGGAGGCCAAAAAGCGA
This is a messenger RNA of Mollisia scopiformis, 990 nucleotides long. RefSeq lists its product as uncharacterized. The transcript has a single exon. Gene Ontology annotation, biological process: regulation of alternative mRNA splicing, via spliceosome. The annotation marks the transcript as partial. Lineage: Eukaryota; Fungi; Ascomycota; Leotiomycetes; Helotiales; Mollisiaceae. The record is from RefSeq and is a predicted model, not a curated record.